ACACAUACUGGUGAGAAACCUUAUCAUUGUGAUAUCUGUGUUAAAUCAUUCUCUCAAAGCACUAACUUGACUGAUCACAUACGUACACAUACUGGUGAGAAACCUUAUCAUUGUGAUAUCUGUGGUAAAUCAUUCUCUCAAAGCACUAACUUGACUGAUCACAUACGUACACAUACUGGUGAGAAACCUUAUCAUUGUGAUAUCUGUGGUAAAUCAUUCUCUCAAAGCACUAACUUGACUGAUCACAUACGUACACAUACUGGUGAGAAACCUUAUCAUUGUGAUAUCUGUGUUAAAUCAUUCUCUCAAAGCACUAACUUGACUGAUCACAUACGUACACAUACUGGUGAGAAACCUUAUCAUUGUGAUAUCUGUGGUAAAUCAUUCUCUCAAAGCACUAACUUGACUGACCACAUACGUACACAUACUGGUGAGAAACCUUAUCAUUGUGAUAUCUGUGUUAAAUCAUUC
Molecule: messenger RNA, 471 nt
Organism: Octopus sinensis (East Asian common octopus)
Lineage: Eukaryota; Metazoa; Mollusca; Cephalopoda; Octopoda; Octopodidae
Product: zinc finger protein 239-like
Exons: 1
Source: RefSeq, a predicted model, not a curated record